This is a messenger RNA of Hyalella azteca, 2157 nucleotides long. RefSeq names its product mucin-1-like. The coding region runs from base 1 to 2157 and encodes 718 amino acids. The transcript is spliced from 5 exons. Lineage: Eukaryota; Metazoa; Arthropoda; Malacostraca; Amphipoda; Hyalellidae. The record is from RefSeq and is a predicted model, not a curated record.
AUGGUUGAUUGCAGUGUCUGGAAGUCAGAGCUGGAGGCCCCCACGAGGUGCCCGCUGCUGGGCAGGUUCAGGGGGGCGCUGCCCGACGCCCCGGGCUACUGCGCGACGCUCACGUCAGACUGUCGUACUCCUGACGUCAUGACGUACGUCGUCACGCAGUGCGUCAACACUUCUCUUGCUUACGAACAUCCUAUUCCUGCUUUAACUGGUGAUUUAAACACACCACCCAGACCUCUGGACUCAAUACCACCCCCCCUCCCACCAGAGAUCCAGGUCAGUUACUUACCAGUCUCGAACUCGUCUCGAUUCUCAAGUCGAACUCCCACCGAGAUCGUCGUCAGCAGCUCCGGAGGACAAGGGAGUCACAUCGUGCGGUUGCCUCCUCCCGAGAUGACGUCUACUGUGAAUUUACAUUCUGGAAGUUCCUCUCCGAAGAAGGGGUCUAUACCGGGCACCAUCUCACUGUUGCCGUCAGACAACAGGGUCAGCAUAUUAGGAGGUGCUGUACAAAGCAAUGCGCCUUCAAGUCGUGCGCAGGAGAUCAGCGUUUCAAGUAACUACCCAAGUGAAGAUCGUAGAGGAGUUAUCGGAGCUCACUUAACUAUCGGAGAACCUCAAACAGUGCGAGUGAAGAGGUCUGAUGUCACUGCUCCUCCCAGGGUCUCUAGAGCCAAGACCACCGUCAUCAGUUUCAGGUGGGAUGCCAGACCCACAACCCGAAGAACAGACUUCUUGGGCGAGACCACCACUGAAAGAUUGGAUAACAGACCCCAGCGAACAGGGAGUGGACGAAGUCAUCCGCCUUCUUUGCCGCCAAUUGUAGAUGCACGACAAAAUCUGCCCUCGCCUCCGAGAGAAGAGCAAUUUUCCGCGUCCAUUGAUCCUGGUUCCCGACGACCGUACAGUUGGCCAACAAAUAAUCGAGGCGACGCUGAUUCCUCAUUUAUGAACCCCAGCAGACGACCUGUCACUCAUAGCAUCACGGAGCCUCCUUUUGCAGCAGAUGAUGGCGGCUCAAGUCGUGCAGCGUGGAUAACUGAAGUUGAUGACGAACGAGGCGAACGUUUUAAUGUGGUCGUCUCGAGAGGUGAUAGUUUUCCAGGCUCGACUUCAAGUGCUGAUGAAAACCCCCUGCCCAGGAAUUACCCUCCAUUGAACCAUGGUGUCGGUCGUCACAGACACACCGUUCACCGGCAUGGUUCAACCGCACCAUUUAGCUUCAACUCACGAGUUCCUGAAGCUUUUCCACCAGCGCAUGAUGUUGAUCCUUCACUGGGAGGGCGGCCUUCUCCUCACCUUAAUGAUAGACGACUGCCUGCUUUGCAUGACACGCUUGACCUUCCUAGGACUGUGGAUUUGCCUUCUUCCUCUAAUCGGAAGCCACCUUCUUCUUUCAACUUUGAUAUUCAAGAUAGACGAACUAUUCAUCGCCCUAAUAAACAAACCUCCAACACACAAAGAUUCCAAACUACCACGCCCAGCGUCUCAAACCAACAACGUGGAAGUAACCUCGGAGUGAGAAGAUUUCAAUCUUCCAACGACGGACAUCAGCAUUUGCUUCCUACGAAGCCACCAUUGCGCGUCGACCUGAACACAGAGCGCGAUUAUCGCUGUAUCGGCGAGUGGCGGGAAGACGAUCACGUGUAUGCGCUCACGUAUCGUCCGGACACGCACACGCAUGAGUGUUUCGUGGGGACCGAGACGCGGGACGGUCACGUGUACGUCAAGGAGGCGGGGGGCGUGGCGGGGGCGUGUGCCCGGGGGGUGCGGCCCGAUGUUAUGGGCAUGCUGCUCGUCAGGAAAGGUUCUCAGCAGCAACCGAAAACAGGUUCUCAGCAGGAACCGAAAACAGGUUCUCAGCGGAAACCAAAAACAGGUUCUCAGCAGGAACCGAAAACAGGUUCUCAGCAGGAAAUGAAAACAGGUCCUCAGUAUGAACCGAAAACAGGUUCUCAGCAGGAACCAAAAACAGGUUCUCAGCAGGAACCAAAAACAGGUUCUCAGAAGGAACCAAAAACAGGUUCUCAGCAGGAACAAAAAACAGGUUCUCAGCAGGAACCAAAAACAGGUUCUCAGCAGGAACCGAAUACAGGUUCUCAGCAGGGACCGAAUACAGGUUCUCAGCAAGAACCGAAAACAGGUUCUCAGAGGAACUGA